Molecule: messenger RNA, 837 nt
Organism: Gossypium arboreum
Lineage: Eukaryota; Viridiplantae; Streptophyta; Magnoliopsida; Malvales; Malvaceae
Exons: 3
Coding region: 1-837 (278 amino acids)
Source: RefSeq, a predicted model, not a curated record
AUGGCUUGUGAAACACCAAAACAAGACUGGGACAAACUCAAGGAGGAGUUCCAAGGCACAGAGAGGACAAGGCAGCAGCAGCUCUUGAACCUAAGAAGGGAGUUCGAGAACUUGAAGAUGAAGGAAGAAGAAACUGUCAAGAAGUAUUCUGACAGAAUCAUGGCUGUAGUUAACAGCAUAAGGCUCCUUGUUGAUGAGGCAAGGAUUGUGGAGAAAGUGCUCUCUACCUUACCAGAAAGGUAUGAAGCAAAAAUAUCCUCCUUAAAGGAUUCAAGGGACCUGACCAGCAUCUCUUUAACAGAGCUGAUCAAUGCUCUGUCUGCACAAGAGCAAAGGAGGGCCAGUAGAUCGAAGGAGCGCCAAGAAGGUGCCUUUUCCUCAACCUACAAAGGCAAGAAGAACUGGAAAAACAGGCCUAAGCCUGAUGCUGCAAGAGGAGGAGAUCGACUCUGCAGAUUUUGCAAGAGGCCUGGUCAUCCAGAAGCCAAAUCUGAAGAAGGCAGUGACAAUGAGGAGCAAGUCUUUGCAGUCUCUUGCUCAGCUGCUCAGAAGAAAGUCUCAAAUGGUUGGCUCCUUGACAGUGGCUGCACCAACCAUAUGUCACCAGAUGCAGCUAUUUUCAAGUCCUUAGACAGAAGCUGUAAAACAAAAGUUAAAGUUGGCAAUGGCCACUUUAUCAAGGCAGAAGGAAAGGGAGAUGUGGUUAUUUGCACUCUAACAGUGGCCAUGACAGAAAAGAGCUUUGUUGUGGACUGGAAUAAAGGCUUUGAUAAUGCUUAUGUUGUUUCUUCUGAAGACUCCAAGCUUUGGCACCAAAGGCUUGGGCAUGCCAUGUAA